AUGAACGUUCUAAAGGAGCAGAAGGCGUGGAUGGACAACUUUGCGAAAAGGUCUCCAGGUCAAGAUAGCACUCCCGUUCCAGCAUUUGUUCAAUUCAACAGUCAACACCAGAAAUGGGACUCAUACUUGGAGCAACUAAAACAACACUUCUCUGCUUACGCGGUAAUUGACGCCAACAAGCAGAAAUCAUUUUUCUUAUCUUGGUUGGGCAGUGACGCAUACGAAACCCUCAAAAAGCUUGUCGGCGUUGACGAGUUACAGAAACAAACAUUUAAUGAGCUUUCUGCAAAACUAACAGAGUUUUAUAAGGAAAAGGUUCAUGUAGUUGCAGCUCGUUAUGAAUUUCAUAAGGCUGAAAUGGGUAAUCGUACAUAUAAAGAAUGUAUUGCCGAACUACGAAGCAAAGCCCGGCAAUGUGAUUUUGUUUGUAAAAAAGAAAAUUGUCUACAUGAUUUCUCAGACGAUAUGAUUAGGGACAAAUUAAUUUUGAAGUCACCGCAUGAUGCAGUUCGUACAGCUGCAUUACAAAAACAACAACCAACAUUGGCAGAAGUUCAGCUAAUCGCUGAGUCAUUUGAAACAACAACGAAAACAGUAAGUACAAUCAAAGACAGAACGGACACUGCAAAUGCAAUAGACAGCAACGGAAUUUAUUCGAUGACAACGAAAAACACAGAAAAAUCUAGCAUGCGUAACAAAAACAAAAAGAAACAAAAAUCAAAAUACCGUUCAUGCACAGGUUGUGGAGUUUUACAUAAUCGUGAUGAUUGCAAAUUUAGAAGCGCUGUUUGCAGAGGUUGCGGUAAAAUAGGCCAUAUCAUAGCUGUGUGUUUAUCGAAUGAAAAAAAGCAGGAACAAAAGCAGAAUAAAGGGAGUAAAAACAUCAAAGGUGAGAAAGGUGAUAAAAUAGAUUACAUUUCAACGGCAUUUUCGGUAGCUAGCGCAGCUAGCAACAAAAGUAAGAAACAGUUUGUUCAAAUUGUGGUCAAUGGAAAAGAGACUCGGUUUCAAAUGGAUUCGGGCGCGGAAGUCUCAGUUAUAACACUAGACACUUACGAAAUGUUAAAUAAACCGCCAGUAAAGCAAUGCUCGCGUGUACUAUAUGGGUACGGUCAUACGCAAAUAGAAACUUUAGGAGAAAUCGCUGCCAAAAUACAAUACGGGUCAGUAGAAAAAAUACUGCCUCUUGUGGUUUCUAACGUGCGUGGUUCAAACAAUCUAUUGGGCGUAGAUUUAUUUGAACAAUUAGGCUUUAAAAUUGUGCAAGUUGAUAGCGUGACCGCCAAGUCGAACGCAAAAUUACAUACAAUUUUGUCCACCUUCGCGGACGUGUUUACUCCAGCACUUGGUACAAUGAAGUCAGUCAAAGCCUCGAUCAGAUUUAAGGAGAAUGCAGUGCCUAAGUUCAUUAAAAGUAGGCCAAUUCCUUUUGCUCAGUUACCAAAAUUUAAAGAUGAAGCACAACGGUUAUCACAAGCAGGUAUUUGGAAACAGGUAACUUUCAGCGACUGGGCAUCCCCCAUCGUCCUAGCAACAAAACCGGACGGAUCGAUACGCAUUUGUGGAGAUUUUAAAAAAGGUGUUAACCAGCAGAUUGAUGUAGAUCAAUACCCUCUACCCACAAGAGAGUGCCUUUUGCAUACCAUUCGAUACGGUAAAUAUUUUUCUAAAAUAGAUUUGCGUGAUGCAUACCUACAAAUGGAGCUCGAUGAAGAUUCGAAAAAAGUUCUGGUGGUCAACACACCGCUCGGUUUAUUUCAAUACCAGCGAUUACCGUAUGAGGUAGCAAGCGCACCAGCCAUGUUUCAGAAACAUCUCGAGCAACUAUUAUGUGGAGUCGACGGAUGUGCAAAUUAUAUCGAUGACAUCAUUGUGGCCGGUGCGAGUGAACAAGAACAUAUUGAACGCUUAGCCAAAGUUCUGCAUAUACUCCAAUCCGCGGGCAUAAGAUGCAAAAAGGAAAAAUGCGAGUUCCUAAAAACAAAAUUAACUUACUUGGGGCGUGAAAUAAGCGCAGAUGGCAUUCUGCCCGACGAAUCUGGUAUUCAAGCAGUGAAGAACUUACGACGGCCCAAAACCUUGAAGGAACUUGAGGCAUUUAUGGGUAAAAUAAACUAUUACCACAAUUUUAUUCCGAAUUACUCUCAACUCGCAGCACCCAUGAACAAAUUGAGGCGAAAGGGGGCGUAA
Messenger RNA from Anastrepha ludens (Mexican fruit fly), 2190 nucleotides. RefSeq lists its product as uncharacterized. The record is from RefSeq and is a predicted model, not a curated record. The transcript has a single exon. Lineage: Eukaryota; Metazoa; Arthropoda; Insecta; Diptera; Tephritidae. Gene Ontology annotation, molecular function: aspartic-type endopeptidase activity. Gene Ontology annotation, biological process: proteolysis. Bases 1 to 2190 code for a protein of 729 amino acids.